Molecule: messenger RNA, 1257 nt
Organism: Setaria italica (foxtail millet)
Lineage: Eukaryota; Viridiplantae; Streptophyta; Magnoliopsida; Poales; Poaceae
Product: cyclin-dependent kinase inhibitor 1
Exons: 4
Coding region: 150-908 (252 amino acids)
Biological process (GO): negative regulation of cyclin-dependent protein serine/threonine kinase activity
Cellular component (GO): nucleus
Molecular function (GO): cyclin-dependent protein serine/threonine kinase inhibitor activity
Source: RefSeq, a predicted model, not a curated record
CGACCGCCCGACGGGGGGUCGAGAGAAUCCAAAGCGCAAGCGGCAGCCGCAGGCAGCGCCGCGCAGGCGUGAGAGGGAGGAAAAAAAGAGGAGGAAGCGGCCAAGGGGGGGAAGCGAGGGAAGGCCAGGGCGGCGGCGUGCGUGGUCAGAUGGGGAAGUACAUGAGGAAGUGCAGGGGGGCCGCGGGCGAGGAGGUCGCCGGCGUCGAGGUCACGCAGGUCGUCGGCGUCCGGACGAGGUCGCGGACCGCCGCCGCGCCGGCGGUGGCCGGCGGGGUCGCGAAGGUCGCCCCGAGGAGGAAGAAGGCGGUGACGCCACCGAACGUGGCGGCGGGGGAGCCUGGCGCUGAUGGGGACGGCGGAAGCUGCUACAUCAAGCUGCGGAGCCGGACGUUGUUCAUGGCGCCGCCUCAACAGCAGCCUUCGGCGCCGAGGGCUCCGGUGCCGGCGGAGGCUGUUGCUGCCGGCCAGGGUGCGGCGCUCGUGGCCGGGCUCUCCCGUUGCUCCAGCACGGCGUCGUCGGUGGACGUCGGGUGCCAGGACAGGAGCCUUGCCUGCCGCUCCGACACUGCGGAGGCUGGCGGGGAUCACAUCCUGGAGAUCUCGACAAGCAACUCGGGGAACGACCCGGGCCGCGAGAGGAGGGAGACGACGCCAUCGAGCCGGGCGCAAGGCGAGGUCAGCGAUCUGGAGUCGGAUCUGGCGGACCAGAAGAACGCCCGGUCGUCGCCGGCGACAACGUCGGCUCCCCAGCUGAUCACGCCACCGGCAGACGAGAUCAGGGAGUUCUUCGCGGCGGCCGAGAAGGCGCAGGCCGAACGCUUCGCUGCCAAGUACAACUUCGACGUCGUCCGCGGCGUGCCCCUCGACGGCGGCCGGUUCGAGUGGACCCCGGUGGUCAGCAUCUGAAGCGAGCGUGCAGCUAGUACAAAGGGAUCGGAAGCUAGAAAGAGAGAAGAAAAGGAUGCCCCAAAAAAAUAACGGAAAAAAGGAGAAACCAAAGAAGAAGAAGAAGAAGCAUCAUAGCCUAACCACCAUUCAACUGUUUUUCGUUCAUGCCUUGCUUUUCCCUGGAGUAACAUGUAGAAUCGCAGUAGUAUUAAUUUACUGUUUAUUCAGAGAGGUUAUCUUGACCCCUAUAGAUCAUCAUCCGCUUACUGUAAUUGCUCUCCUGUAUUUCGGAUGGAAUUUAAUUUACUGUACAGCAGCUAGCUGCCUUCUUGCAAAUCUGAUUAUUAUCUGAGUUAACCACCCCCCA